AUGUGCCCAGAAGUAAAAGUUGUGCGGGUUCGACUGAUUCAGCUGCAAACGAAGAAUCAACAAGGAGUAGAGCAGCCUCUAUGCAAAUACGAUGGACUGCGUAUUCCGUUUCAUCUACGCAAGAAAGUAGAAGAUGAGCUGGAACGUUUGGAGCGGCUGGACGUCAUAGAGAAAGUUUCCGGUCCGACUCCGUGGGUAUCACCAGUGGUGAUUGUCCCAAAGAAAGAAAACGGUGAAAUCAGAUUGUGUGUGGGCAUGAGAUUACCGAACAAAGCCAUUAUGCGUGAACGACAUCUGAUUCCCUUAAUGGAAGAUAUUUUGGCUGACAUCAAUGGCUCGAAAUUCUUUACGGUGUUAGAUCUCAAACAAGCAUACCAUCAGCUGGAGUUAGACGAAGAUUCGAGAUAUAUUACAACUAUUUCGACGCAUGUGGGUGUGUUCAACGUGAGUGAUGAUAUCCUCAUCCAUGCGCCUACUGAACAAGAACAUGAUAACCGCUAUGCUGAGGUGAUCAAACGGUUGGAGAGCAAACAGCUGACAAUUAAUGGCAAGAAGAAAAAGCUUAAGCAAUCACGUGUGAAGUUUUUUGCCCUAGUGAUUGGUGCUGAAGGUGCUGAGGUUGACCAACAAAAAGUGUCGGCAAUUGAAAACUUUACGAGACCACAGUCAGUGUCAGAAGGGAAGAGUUGUAUUGGCAUGGCCAGCUAUCGUAGCAGAUUCAUCAAGAAUCAUGCCGAUUUCACAGAACCACUUCGUAGACUUACAACGAACGAAGCAAAGACUCAAUUCGUGUGGAAUGAGCAAUAUGAAAACACCUUUCAGAAGUUGAAACAGGCGUUGGGCAACACCAGGAAGUUAGCAUUCUUCGACCCAGAGUUGAAAAUGGAACUGAUAGUGGACGCGAGUCCUAAGGGACUGGAUGGAAUUUUGGCCCAAGUUAAUAAUAAAGGGGAACGUCAGAUCAUUGCUUACGCUAGUAAAGCACUGGACGCAACGGAAAAAAGAUACUCACAAAUCGAACGUGAAGCUUUAGCAAUAAUCUGGGGUUGUGACCAUUUUCAGAUCUAUUUGCUUGGAUCUCAUUUUACAGUAGUGACUGACCACAAACCUCUCGUGAGCAUCUUUAAUAACCCGACAUCGGCAUUAAGUGCUCGUCUAGAACGUUGGGUGCUGCGAAGACAACCGUUUGAGUUUACAGUUGCGUACAAGCCAGGUGCUGACAACGCGGCGGAUUCUUUAUCAAGACAUCCGAAGAAUACUUGUCUUUGUAAACAAGCGGAAGUUGGAAAGGAAUUCGUCCGUUUUGUUAGCUGCCAAGCAUUACCAGUGGCACUCUCUGCGGCAGAAAUUUCCAAAGAAACUAGCAAGAAUAUGGAUUUUCAAUUGAUCAAGAAGUCUAUUAUCACGGGCAAGUGGUAUCCCCUGACUUCGGACUUAAUGAAAGCUUAUCACAAAAUUAGGCAAGAGUUGACGGUGUCGGAGAAUGGUGUAAUUUUGAGGGGAACAAGAAUUUGUGUUCCACCGUCUCUACAGAAACAAGUUCUCAACCAAGCCCACGACGGACAUAUGGGCAUGAACAAAACUAAAGCUUUGUUACGAACUAGAUUGUGGUUUCCUCGGAUGGACGAAGCGGUCGCGAAAAUGGUCCAAAACUGUCUUCCGUGUCAAGCUGCGACAUUAACUCCACCAAAAAGGCACCCGAUCAAGAUGUCUCCUUUGCCAGAUUAUCCCUGGCAACAGCUGAGUUUAGAAUUUUCUAGUUUGCCAUCGGGUGAAGAAUUGAUGAUCUUGAUUGACGACUAUUCAAGAUUCCCAGAAAUUGAAAUCGUUCCGUCUACAGCUAGUCACCAUGUUAUUCCAAAGCUGGACAAGCUAUUAUCGUCGUUUGGAAUUCCUGAGGUCAUUCGCACGGACAAUAGUCCACCUUUUAAUGGAAAGGAAUUCUAUAAUUUCAGUCUACAGCUAGGAUUCAAGCAUCGGAAAAUAACACCAAGAUGGCCGGAGGCCAAUGGGCUGGUAGAGCGGUUUAUGAAAACAGUCGCUAAAGUGAUUCGGACUGCAGAAAUUGAAUGCAAAGAUUGGAGACGCGAGUUAUACCGUUUCCUGAGGAAUAAUAGAGCUACGCCGCAUCCCGCCUUGAAGAAAUCACCGUACAGCAUCCUGAUGGAACGGGAACCAAGAACUUUGCUGCCUGACGGACGCAGAGUAUAA
This is a messenger RNA of Daphnia carinata, 2211 nucleotides long. RefSeq lists its product as uncharacterized. The coding region runs from base 1 to 2211 and encodes 736 amino acids. The transcript is spliced from 3 exons. Gene Ontology annotation, molecular function: nucleic acid binding. Gene Ontology annotation, biological process: DNA integration. NCBI's taxonomy places the organism in Eukaryota, Metazoa, Arthropoda, Branchiopoda, Diplostraca, Daphniidae. The record is from RefSeq and is a predicted model, not a curated record.